Molecule: messenger RNA, 1137 nt
Organism: Cyphellophora europaea CBS 101466
Lineage: Eukaryota; Fungi; Ascomycota; Eurotiomycetes; Chaetothyriales; Cyphellophoraceae
Exons: 1
Coding region: 1-1137 (378 amino acids)
Biological process (GO): N-acetylglucosamine metabolic process; protein N-linked glycosylation
Cellular component (GO): membrane
Molecular function (GO): beta-1,4-mannosylglycoprotein 4-beta-N-acetylglucosaminyltransferase activity
Source: RefSeq, a predicted model, not a curated record
AUGGCGAAUUUUCAGCUCACGAACCUCAACGCCGGUCGGCUGAUCGUCGGCUUCGUCGCCGCCGUCAUUGUCUUCAAGCUCUUCUUCAGCGGUGGACCAUCUACGUCGCCCAUGCGAGGCUCAUCAUGGCACGGCUCACUGCAAUUAAAGAUGCCUUCUUGGGCGAAACCAGAAGUGCCGGAAGAUCGAAUGGGGUUUAUGCCUCUAGGCGAAGAGGUUGAAGCCAUGUGUGCCCACUACCGCUGGAAGCCAUUCCCCGACCGCUACCACCGCCGAAAGAUCUACGACCUUAUCAUGGUGAACGACGAGCUCGAUGCGUUGGCUCUUCGUAUGGGCGAAAUGGAUCAAGUCGAUUAUUUUGUCGUCGUCGAAAGCGAUCUCACCUUCUCCGACAAUCCCAAGCCGUUGUAUGUGCAGGAGAACUAUGAUUUAUUCAGCAAAUACCACCAUAAGAUGAUUGUGCAUACACUCAACAUGACUGGGCAAACCUUCGGCGAUGCCUGGUCCCGAGAAUCAUUCUCACGAAAUGCAAUGUUCAACCAGGUGUUCCCGAUCAUGGAAAACGAAAUGAUCCCGACCCACGGCGAUGUCAUGAUCGUUGGGGACGUUGAUGAGCUGGUGCGGCCGGAAAUCUUGACGACCCUCAGGAACUGCGAGUUCCCUGCUAAGGUGAAGCUGUGGACUCGCUUCUACUACUAUAGCUUUCAGUGGCUGCACCCCGAAGGUCACGCCGAAUGGGGCCACCCAGAUGUCACUUUCUUUCAAGGCUGGAAUCUCACAAUCCCGCCUCAAGAUUUACGCGGCGCGCGCCCUGACAUCGAUGUCUAUAGUGCAGGCUGGCACUGCAGCUACUGCUUUUCCCGGCUCAAGGACAUUGUCAACAAGGUCUCUAGCUUCAGUCACCAGGAAAUGAAUACGCCAGACUUUACGAGCCCGAGGAAGAUCCUGGACCGUGUAAGGUUUGGGCGGGAUAUGUUCGAUCGUGGAAACCUGUAUCGCAUAGAUAAUAACAAAGACGUGCCGGGCUAUGUCGUUCGGCACCCAGACCAAUACGGCUACAUGUUGGAUAGGGAUGCGGAGGACGGCAACUUUGUGGACGCAUGGGAUCUCAUUGAGGACAUGGAGGACAUGGCAUAA